Molecule: messenger RNA, 1122 nt
Organism: Microthlaspi erraticum
Lineage: Eukaryota; Viridiplantae; Streptophyta; Magnoliopsida; Brassicales; Brassicaceae
Source: the annotation of a GenBank genome assembly
AUGGAUCCAAAUCAUAAUCUCCUCUUUGUCUCUUUUCUUGUUCUUUGCUUAGCCGUAAAUGGAGUUACCGGAUACGCCACGGUCACUGGCACGGUGUUUUGUGACCAAUGCAAGGAUGGAGAGAGAUCUUUGUUCGAUUUUCCUGUCUCGGGAAUCAAGGUUAGUGUGACAUGUGCUGAUGGAAAUGGACAGGUUUACAUGUCAAGAGAAGAGACUACUAAUUGGCUUGGAGGGUAUGUGAUGAGAUUUGAUGGUACACCGGAUCUGAGCAACUGUUACGCUCAAGUUUCUGACAAUGGAGGUCAGCAACAAGGCUCAAGUAGUAGUUGCAGCAUUGCUUCAGGUCCUCCCCAGAGACUUAAACUAAUAUUUAGUUUUUUUGGGAUUGAAACGUUCGCUACGGAUGCGCUUCUUGCUCAGCCUGAUCAGCCCAUGUCUUCUUGUCCUAAACCACCACCAGCUCCGGUCAUGCCUCCUCCUCAGGUCCCGGUCAUGCCUCCUCCUCAAGUUCCGGUCAAGCCUCCUCCUCAGGUCCCGGUCAUGCCUCCACCUCAGGUUCCGGUUAUGCCUCCUCCUCAAGCCACACCGCCUCCUCAUUUUAAGCUUCCACCAUUGCCUCCAAUCCCUCAGUUCCCGGUCAUGCCUCCUCCACAGGUCCCGGUCGUGCCUCCUCCGCAAGACCCGGAGAUGAGUCCUCCUCCAGCUACAUCGCCUCCUCAGUUUAAGCUUCCAUAUUUGCCUCCAAUGCCAUUUCUAGAGCCAUCAGCUUGUUCUCACCAGUUGUGGAUGAGACCUGAGUACAGAUGCUACUGGAGAGCCAUAGGCCCUGACACAAAGGUCGCGGUUGCGUUCGGGCUAGUAGCCGGGAGGAGAUACGGGACCGAUAUGACGGUAAGGGAAGCACUUGACGGACGAGGAGAAGCCUACAAGACUCUCUUAAGAGAGGCAACAACUGCAUUACUCAAUUCAUACAACUCUCUUGGCUUUACUUAUAACUCCAUCGAAGUGAUCACACAUACCAAUUUGGCUCUCCUCGGAGGUUCGCAGCACGAUGUUCUCAUGACCGCUAUCCGUUUCAUCAAGGCUAAUUCUGGGACCUGCCGAUUCACAGUUUGCAAAUGA